This is a messenger RNA of Aspergillus puulaauensis, 897 nucleotides long. RefSeq lists its product as uncharacterized. The transcript has a single exon. The record is from RefSeq and is a predicted model, not a curated record. The coding region runs from base 1 to 897 and encodes 298 amino acids. Lineage: Eukaryota; Fungi; Ascomycota; Eurotiomycetes; Eurotiales; Aspergillaceae.
AUGAGCAACCCAUACAAUUUGGACCCGCCCCUCCGCCUCCCAAGGCAGAUGUGCCCCAUAUGCCCCAGCCAGGGCACCACCCCAUGCUUCAAACCAGGCCAUAUCAUCUCGUGUGACCACUGUGGGUACGAGUACUCGCCGCUCACUUCUAACAGCUGUCCUGGGUGUAGAAUGCUGGGGGUCCGCAUUACGCAUGGCCAGAUGAUGAAGUUUCUUGACGAUACUUCGAAAUUCGUUGAGCGGACUGCACGCACCUUUGGGGGCCCGCAGGUUCAGAAUUCCCGUGUGUCUACUACCAACCCUCUUGCUACUCUCUCGUUAGGCUCUACAAAUCUGUCCACUGGCAUGUCGAUGCGACGUCCAGCGUCCAGACAGGUCAUGAAUACCCCGGCUCGUCCAGUUUUCGGUAACCCAAGCUACAUACCUUCUACCUCCAUACCCAAUACCAGUGGCGGUUCUCUAUCAUCCGUCCGUCCCUCCGUUCCUUCAAAUCAGCACACUGCGGCAUACACAUCGCCUACCGGUGCCAGUAGUCCACCUGUUGCCAACAAGCCAUUCAUACCCACCAGCGGUGCUACAAACUUGCACACCGUCGCGAACAAACUGUUUGCCAGUGGUAUGAAUCAAGUUGGGCAGAAUACUACUAGAUCUCGCGUGCCCAUGAGAGCACCGUCAAUGUCGCCGACUGGCGUUGGCGCUCGGCCUGCGACCCCAGGCAGGGGCACCAGGAUGCAUGCUGGCAAUGGUCCUCCAUCACUCGCGCCAACCGGUUCUAGUUCGGGUCUUGCGCGUGGCUCUAGUUUCAGGAACUUUGGGCAUGAUAAUCCACCGCUGCGGAGACCUGGGAGAGGUCGUGGUGGCAAAGCGUCAGCUCGCGGCGGAACUGAGUCCCAGUGA